AUGGCUCUGAGCCUCUGGCCCCUUCUGCUAUUGCUGCUUGAUCUCUGGGUUUCUCUCCUUACAGUGACUCUGGCCCCUACGGGGCAUCAGUCCCUGGACCCUGAUCUCUCCCUCUUGAAGUCAUUCCUCUCCACUAUGGACCAGGCUUCCCAGGGUGCCUUCAGCCGCUCACAGUUCUCUGCAUUCCUGGCCAACAUUUCUUCUUUUGAGCCUGGGAGAAUGGGGGAUGGGCCCGUGGGAGAGCCCCCACCUCUCCAGCCCCCUGCCCUUCGUCUCCAUGAUUUCUUAGUGACACUAAGAGGUAGUCCAGACUGGGAGCCAAUACUAGGGCUACUGGGGGAUGUGCUGGCACUGCUGGGGCAGGAGCAGACUCCCCGGGACUUCCUGGUACACCAGGCAGGUGUUCUGGGAGGACUUGUGGAGGUGUUGCUGGGAGCUUUAGUUCCUGGGGGGCCCCCUGCCCCUACAAGGCCCCCAUGUACCCGCGAUGGGCCUUCUGACUGCGUGCUGGCUGCUGACUGGUUGCCGUCUCUGCUGCUGCUGUUAGAGGGCACCCGCUGGCAGGCCCUGGUGCAGCUGCAGCCCAGUGUGGACCCCACCAAUGCCACAAGUUUCGAGGGGCAGGAGCCAGCUCCUCACCUUUUGCAGGGUCUGCUGGGCUUGCUUACCCCACCAGGGGAGCUGGGCUCUGAGGAUGCUCUUUGGGGUGGUCUGCUACGCACAGUGGGGGUCCCCCUCUAUACUGCCUUCCAGGAGGGGCUGCUCCGUGUCACACACUCCCUGCAAGAUGAGGUCUUUUCCAUUAUGGGCAAGCCAGAGCCUGAUGCCCAUGGGCAGUGCCAUGGUGGUGACCUGCAGCAGCUGCUCUUAUGGGGCAUCCGGCACAAUCUUUCCUGGGAUGUACAGGCACUGGGGUUUCUGUCUGGAUCGCCACCCCCACCUCCUGCCCUCCUCCACUGCCUGAGCACUGGUGUGCGUCUUCCCAGGACUUCCCAGCCCUCAGCCCACACCAGGCCUCGCCAACGGCGAGCCAUCUCUGUGGAGGCCCUCUGCGAGAACCACACAGGCCCAGCACCACCCUACAGCAUCUCUAACUUCUCCAUCCACUUGAUCUGCCAGCAUGCCAGGCCUACCACCCCGCAGCCCCCUCCUAGCACUGCUGCUGUCUGCCUGACCGCUGUGUGGUACACAGUCUCCUGGGCACCAGGUGCCCAGCGCUGGCUGCAGGCUUGCCAUGACCAGUUUCCUGAUCAGUUUCUGGAUGCAAUCUGUAGCAACCUCUCCUUCUCAACCCUGUCUGGCCCCAACCGCCGCCUGGUAAAGCGGCUCUGUGCUGGCCUUCUCCCACCCCCUACCAGCUGCCCCGAUGGUCUGGCCCCUGUGCCCCUCACACCAGAGACCUUCUGGGGAUGCUUCUUGGAGAACGAGACUCUGUGGGCCGAGCGGCUGUGUGUAGAGGCGAGUCUGCAGGCUGUGCCCCCCAGCAACCAGGCAUGGGUUCAGCAUGUGUGCCAGGGCCCCACCCCAGAUGCCACUGCCUUCCCACCCUGCCACAUUGGACCCUGUGGGGAACGCUGCCCAGAUGGGGGCAGCUUCCUGCUAAUGGUCUGUGCCAAUGACACCAUGUAUGAGGCCCUGGUGCCCUUCUGGCCUUGGCUAGCAGGCCAGUGCAGGAUAAGUCGUGGGGGCAAUGACACUUGCUUUCUAGAAGGGCUUCUGGCCCCCCUUCUGCCUUCUUUGCCACCUCUUGGGCCAUCUCCACUCUGCCUGGCCCCUGCCCCGUUCCUGCUGGGUAUGUUGUCUCAGCUGCCACGCUGCCAGUCCUCAGUGCCAGCCCUUGCCCACUCCACACGCCUGCACUAUCUACUGCGCCUGCUGACCUUCCUUCUGGGCCCAGGGGCUGGAGGGGCUGAAGCCCAGGGGAUGCUGGGUCAGGCCCUGCUGCUCUCCAGUCUCCCAGACAACUGCUCCUUCUGGGAUGCCUUCCGCCCAGAGGGCCGGCGCAGUGUGCUGCGGACAGUCGGGGAGUUCCUGGAGCAAGAAGAUCCUACCCCAGCAGGCUUUGAACCGAUGGACAGCCUCAGCUCUGGUAGGAGCAAGAUGGAGCUCCUGUCCUGCUUCAGUCCUGUGUUGUGGGAUCUACUCCAGAGGGAGAAGAGUGUUUGGGCCCUGCAGAUUCUUGUACAGGCGUAUCUGCACAUGCCCCCAGAAAACCUGCAGCAGCUGGUGCUUUCAGCAGAGAUGGAAGCUGCUCAGGGCUUCCUGACACUCAUGCAUCGUUCCUGGGCCCAGCUGCAGGUACCACCGUCUGAGGAGCAGGCCAUGGGUCGCUUAACGGCCCUGCUCCUCCAGCGGUACCCACGCCUCACCUCCCAGCUUUUUAUUGAUCUGUCACCACUCAUCCCCUUCUUGGCUGUCUCUGACCUGAUGCGCUUCCCACCAUCCCUGCUGGCCAAUGACAGUGUCCUGGCUGCCAUCCGAGAUCACAGCUCAGGAAUGAAGCCUGAACAGAAGGAGGCCCUGGCAAAGCGAUUGUUGGCCCCUGAGCUAUUUGGGGAAGUUCCUGCCUGGCCCCAGGAGCUGCUGUGGGCAGCGCUUCCGCUGCUCCCCCACCUCCCCCUGGAGAACUUCCUGCAGCUCAGCCCUCACCAGAUCCAGGCCCUGGAGGAUAGCUGGCCUGCGGCAGGUCUUGGGCCAGGGCAUGCCCGGCAUGUACUGCGUAGCCUGGUAAACCAGAGUGUCGAGGAUGGUGAGGAGCAGGUCCGCAGGCUUGGGUCCCUUGCCUGUUUCCUGAGCCCUGAGGAGCUACAAAGCCUGGUGCCCUUGAGUGAUCCAAUGGGGCCAGUAGAACGGGGGCUGUUGGAAUGUGCGGCCAACGGGACCCUCAGCCCAGAAGGACGGGUGGCGUAUGAACUCUUGGGGGUACUGCGCUCAUCUGGAGGAGCUGUGCUAAGCCCCCCAGAGCUGCGGGUCUGGGCUCCUCUCUUCCCCCAGCUGGGUCUUCGCUUCCUACAAGAGCUAUCAGAGCCCCAGCUUCGAGCUAUGCUUCCUGCACUUCAGGGAACCAGUGUCACACCUGCCCAGGCUGCCCUGCUGCUUGGCCGGCUCCUUCCUAGGCAUGAUCUGUCCUUGGAGGAACUCUGUUCCUUGCACCCUCUACUGCCCGGCCUCAGCCCCCAGACACUGCAGGCCAUCCCUCGGCGAGUUCUGGUCGGGGCCUGCUCCUGCCUCGUUCCUGAACUGUCGCGUCUCUCAGCCUGCCAGACUGCAGCGCUGCUUCAGACCUUUCGGGUGAAAGAUGGUGUUAAAAGUACGAGUACAACAGGCGUCAGUGCAGCUGUGUGUGUCCCCGGUCAGCCCAUGCGCACCAUUUGGCCAGACUGCCUGCUUCCCCUGCUCCCAUUAAAACUGCUGCAACUGGACACUGCAGCUCUUCUAGCAAACCGGAGGCGCUACCGGGAGCUGCCCUGGUCUGAACAGCAGGCACAGUUUCUCUGGAAGAAGAUGCAGGUGCCCACCAACCUGACUCUCAGGAAUCUGCAGGCUCUAGGCAACCUGGCAGCGGGCAUGUCCUGUGAGUUUGUGCAGCAGAUCAGCUCAACGGCAGACUUCCUGGAAGUGGUACACAUGCUUUACCAACUGCCCACUGGGGUCCGAGGGAGCCUGAGGGCCUGUAUCUGGGCAGAACUAUGGCGGAGGAUGACAAUGCCAGAACCAGAACUGACCACCCUGGGGCCAGAACUGAGCGGGCUUGACACCAAACUACUCCUGGAUUUACCGAUCCCGUUGAUGGACAGACUGUCCAAUGAAUCCAUUAUGUUGGUGGUGGAGCUGGUACAAGGAGCUCCUGAGCAGCUGCUGGCACUGACCCCACCCCACCAGGCAGCCCUGGCAGAGCGGGCACUACAGAACCUACUUCCAAAGGAGACCCCUCUCUCAGAGGAAGUGCUGGAGACGCUGGGCCCCUUGGUCGGAUUCCUGGGUAUAGACAGCGUACGACGGAUCCCUCUACCAAUCCUGCUGUCCCAUCUCAUCCAGCUGCAGGGCUUCUGCCUACAAGAGACAUUUGCCACAGAGCUGGGACAGCUGCUGUUGCAGGAUCCUGCUCUUGGGAAACCAGAAUUGUGGAGCCAGGAUGAAGUAGAACAAGCAGGACGUCUAGUAUUUACUCUGCCUACUGAGGCAAUUUCCUUGAUUCCCAGGGAGGCUUUGGGCCCAGAGACCCUGGAACGGCUUCUAGAAAAGCAGCAGAGCUGGGAGCAGAGCAGAGUGGGACAGCUAUGUGGGAGACCACAGCUUGCUCCCAAGAAAGCAGCCCUGGUAGCUGGGGUUGUACGGCCGGCUGCUGAGAAUCUUCCAGAGCCUGUACCAACCUGUGCAGACAUCCGAGGGACCUUCCCAGCAGCCUGGUCUGCAGCACAGAUUACAGAGAUGGAGCUCUCAGACUUUGAGGACUGCCUGGCACUGUUUGCAGCAGAUCCAGGGCUUGGGCCUGAGGAACUACAGGCAGCCAUGGGCAAGGCAAAGAAGUUAUGGGGUCCCCCUCGAGGAUUCCGUCCUGAGCAGAUUCUGCAGCUGGGCCGGCUCUUGAUAGGUCUAGGAGAGCGAGAGCUCCAGGAGCUGACCCUGGUGGACUGGGGAGUGCUGAGCACCCUGGGCCAGAUAGAGGGCUGGAGCUCUGUCCAGCUCCGGGUCGUGGUCUCCAGUUUCCUACGCCAGAGCGGUCGGCACGUCAGUCACCUGGACUUCAUUCACCUGACAGCACUGGGCUACACACUCUGUGGACUGCGGCCGGAGGAGCUACAGCAUAUCAGCAGUUGGGAGUUUAGCCAAGCAGCUCUCUUCCUGGGCCAUCUGCAUCUCCAGUGCUCUGAGGAACAGCUGGAGGUUCUGGCCCAUCUCCUUGUGCUGCCUGGUGGCUUUGGCCCAAUCAGUAACUGGGGGCCUGAGAUCUUCACUGAAAUUGGCACAAUAGCAGCUGGGAUCCCAGACCUGGCUCUUUCAGCUCUGCUGCAGGGACAGAUCCAGGGCCUGACCCCUCUUGCCAUUUCUGUAAUCCCUGCUCCUAAAUUCGCUGUGGUGUUCAGCCCCACCCAGCUAUCCAGUCUCACCAGUGCUCAGGCUGCGGCGGUCACUCCUGAGCAAAGGGCCCUUCUGAGUCCUGAGCAGCGAGGAGCAGUCACAUGGGCCCAACAUGAGGGGAAAGAGACUCCUGAACGGCAGAGUCGAAGCUCAGCUUGGGGUCCUCAGUACUGGUCACAGCCCUCCUGGGCCCUGGCACUGAUCGGCUUCCUUGGACACCUGCUAUGA
Messenger RNA from Chinchilla lanigera (long-tailed chinchilla), 5310 nucleotides. RefSeq names its product stereocilin. Gene Ontology annotation, cellular component: cell surface; stereocilium tip; kinocilium. The record is from RefSeq and is a predicted model, not a curated record. The transcript is spliced from 29 exons. Bases 1 to 5310 code for a protein of 1769 amino acids. NCBI's taxonomy places the organism in Eukaryota, Metazoa, Chordata, Mammalia, Rodentia, Chinchillidae. Gene Ontology annotation, biological process: cell-matrix adhesion.